AUGGCAUCUUCCCCACAAGGCAUCCCCGACAUUUUCACCCUCGAUGAACGUAAACUUCAGACUUCCGAGAGCUCUGACAAGCAGGAGCUCUACUUGCUUCAAUGGCUAGCUCAUGUGGAACGCGAAUGCAAGACUAUCGAUUUGGACGUCUUGAAACGCGCACAGCCUCAGUUGGAGAAGACUUUACUCAAGCUCAUUUCACUUGCAACAGCAAAGCCGCGUCGUCCUAUUCGUUUCCUGAUCGGCCGUUGCUUUGUACUUCUCUAUACACGAGGCGAUACCAGGAUGCUUUUUGAUACCGUCACAGCGCUCCAUAGUCUGAUCAGUGCCAACAAGAACAUUGAAAAAGAAGCACGGAUAGCUGCGAUAUCGACUACCGGUGCUAUCAUGCUUGCAAGUGGAAAUAAGGUGCUUUCAUUGUUUGCCGAGACAGCCAACAUUCUUACCAAAGUUAUCAAGCAAAGCAAUAAUCCUCUCCUACUACGACUUGAAGCUGUCAAUGCAUUCACUAUGCUGCUUAAAGGUGCCGGCAAAGCUGCAACAGAGCCGAUCUUGAAAGAACUCGCCAAACAUUUGCGCAAUGGUUUAGUGGAUAAAGCAUUGGUGAUGCGAAUAGCAUGUGCACAGUGCAUGCAAGCUGUUAUUCAAAAUGCGCGACAAAGCUUUACAGCUCAUGACGUUGAAAAUAUGCUUCAGACAUUCCUCAAAGCCUUUGACAAUUCGACCUUUCCUGUUCGACGAGCCGUUUCAUCCUUGUGUGCCGCGUUACUUGCUUUUACUCAAACAACAGCAACUGUGGAUCCCAACAAACCCAACGUGAAGCAUGCAACUACGGGAGAAGAGAGCACAACACCAGCUACAGAUGUUCAACCCAACGUGACAACAUUGAUGAGCGUGGAUGAAAUGCUUGGUUUAUUGGCGACCAACUACAAUCGGGCCAAUGUAUCACGUGAAUUCAAGAUUGGCAUUAUUGAAACGUAUGCUACGCUAUUCGUGUUGCUUGGGACAGAGUUCGUGGAGGCCAACUAUGCCGUGAUUGCAAAGCACGUUUUACGGGAGCUGCUGGAUGGUACAAAGCAUAAUCUCGUUGCCGCUGAUGGAUCCUUUGCAAGAGCACAAGUCUUUUUCCUAUUGCAUAAUACGAUCGGCAAACGUCUUUUGAGUGAACAAGGCCAAGCCAUGGCAGUCAAAUUGCUGGUGUCUGAAUUCGUCAAGAGUUGGCCACCUUUGAUGAAGAACCAGGCUCCACCCAACAAGCAUGCAUUGAUUUGUGCCACUGAUUUGAUCUCUGCUUUAAUUUGUGAACUUGGAGGAGGAGCUAAUGCUGUCAAGGAUGUUGUUGCCGAUCCAGUUUUCACAUUGUUGACGCAUCCAAGCUUUUCCGUUCAAGCAUCAGCAGCUUGGUGUAUUCGUUGCGUGUGUCAUUCCAUACCUUCCAAUCUUCCUUAUCUACUUCCACGAGCAUUGAAUCUAUUGGAGAAAGACUUGUCCAACUUGUCUAAUCCAACGGCUACAAGUGAUCUCUUUAAGCGUACUUUGGCGUAUGCGUACACUGCAGGCGCUAUCCUUAGCGUCUUCCCUGAUCGGCCGAUUUAUACCUCCUUUGAACUCAGCGCACGGGCCAUGUCACUUGCAACACAGCUUCUCAAGAAUCCCAGCAAGACUCAACAAGUAGCCAGUGUACAAAUCCAAGUAGCAUGGAUCCUUGUGGGUGCACUCAUGUGUCUUGGGCCAAACUUGGUCAAGUUGCAUUUACCACAGUUACUGUUGCUAUGGAAGAACGCCUUACCCAAGCCUACUGGCAAGGAAGCCAAUGCCAUUCGUGCCGAACCUGAAUGGUCGUUCCUUUUCCACACACGUGAAUGUGCCAUCAGCUCUAUUUACAGCUUCCUUGUACAUAACAGCAACACGCUUGUUACACUCGACAUUGCAAAACGUGUGGCUGCACUACUCAACAAUACCCUGGCUUUUCUUGCAACAGCACCUAGUACAUUCUCGCCAUCCACCUUGUCACCAUGUUCACCAUACCAGAUCAAAUUGACCGAUCAAUAUUAUGCACUACGACGACGUAUUUUUCAAUCCUUUGUCACUAUUCGACCCUUGUUAUCCACUUAUGAAUCAUCAUUGACAAGCUUAUUACGCAACUCGGUGAAUGUGUUUAUUGAACCUGACAAGAUCACACCAUCCUCAGGAGCACAUGCCCAAGUGACAGCGAGUGUGCCUGGUCAAUUUGUGAGUGUAUGGAGUUCUGCGGAUGGACAUGGUUAUGGUGUUACGAGCAAGAUGCAAGGAUAUCGAAUUGAUGUGGCUACGUCAGCGAGUAUGGAUGAUAUUGCUGAAGGCAAUCGUAGCAAAGAAUGGGUCACCAAAGAUCGAUUUCAGCGGAUUGAGGAAUUACUUGAACGACCUAUUAUCGGAUCAGCUGAGCUUGAUCCAAUUUACAUUUAUACGACAUUUGCCACUGAGGAGCAGCACAAGAUGAUGGUCCCACAUCCUGUUGCACCAUCGACUGGCUAUAUCGACAGCAGCGUGGAGCUAUUUGCAACCAUAUUUCCAAGCCAACCACCUCCCGUACAAGAAUCUACUUUUGAGCAUAUUGCAAGUGUGGUCAAGGAUGCACGUGUGGAAAAGAAUUCACCCAAGCGUGCAGCAGUGCUUGUGAAUGUCACGGUGGCUCUUUUGGGGGCAUUCAAGAAUAUGAUGUCAAAGAAGAAAAAAGCAACAACAUGCGAGAUUCCAAGUGGACGAGCGACACAAUUAGUACAAGAAAUCUUGAUGGAGGCUAUAUCACAUCCUGAUCCCUAUCUACGCAACGCUGCAAGUGAAACCAUUGGACGAUUAACGGCUAUUGUUGGUGGAUCAUUUGUGGCAGCACAAAUGCAACAGCUGGUGGAUUUGGUGGUGAGCAAUCGUGAUCCAAAUGUUCGUGCUGGUUGUGCAUUGGCCAUUGGAUACAUUUAUACACACGUUGGUGGUAUGGCUGCUGCACCCCAUCUCAAGACACUGUUUGGCAUCCUCGUAUCACUCAGCAGUGACCCACAUCCUGUGGUACAUGCAUGGGCACUUGAAGCUAUCACAAUGACAAUCAGUGCAGCGGGUCUUAUGUUUUCAAGCUAUGUCAACAGCGCACUUGGCAUGGUGGCCAAGCUUUAUUUGAGUGAAACACAUGAGCCUGGUAGUGGAUCAGUUGCAGUAUCGAACGCAGGAAUGAGUGUUGGUUUCUCCGCUUAUCAAGAAUUUGGUCGUAUCAUUUAUGAGUUGAUUGGCACACUUGGACCUGAAUUGCAAGCAUCCACAAAGAUACGUGAAUUGUGCCUGAACAUGGUCGAGGAACUCAAAUUGGAACCUGACGAACGUGUGAAUGUUGAAGCCAUUCGAUGUAUUCAGCACUUUCUCAUGUUUGCCCCUCAAUAUCUCGAUACACAAGAGCUUGUGCCAUAUUUACAAAACCAAAUUGCCAGUCUCCAUUUGCCAUUGAAGAAGGCUGCAGUGACAUGUUUAUAUCAACUUGUUCAACGUGAUGCUGAACUUGUAUUUAAAGCAGCACAACCUGGUCUCGAUACCGAAUUGUUCAAGAUGCUCGAUACGGAUCCCGGAUUAUCCGAUGUCAAGAAUGUGAUUCGAAGUUGGUUAAAGGAGACGGCUAUCAAUGAGCCUUCCGUAUGGGUCAAUAUCACCAAACGCAUCAUGUCAGGAACCAACAAAUUGGAUGCUGCUGCAACAGCCACAUCUGCAAAGAAAGAAGCUGCAGCAAAUGAUGGCAUGCGAGGAAGCUUUGAUGGUCCUGGUACUAUGGAUGAAGAUGACGAAGAUAUGUACGAUGAUGAAGGAGCUGGUUUUGGUGAUGACGAUGAUCAUGUGGAUAUCACAACAACAGUGGCGGAUGCAUCUGGAAUGACUUCACGGCUUUCCGUCAACGUGGAAAUUCCUCCAAGAUGGCGUACUCAGCUUUUCGCUUUACAAUGUCUUCAGCGCACUAUUGAAAUGGUCUCAUCCAGCGGGAUUCGAGAGCACUUUGAUUUGAUUUAUGCUCGUGCACGAAGACAGCAAGCUGGCUUUGGUGAUUACCUUGUAUUCCGUGUACCUGAUUUGAUCAAGCUGUCAUUUACAGCUGCCACAGCACACGUUGAUGAGCUUCGCUUAGCAGGUAUCUCUCUCCUUCGAAUGGUUAUUGAGAAAUUUGCUGCAAGCAAAGAUCCUGAUUUGGAAGGCACACUACUCCUGGAGCAAUACGCUGCACAAAUAGGUGCUGCUUUGACGCCGGCAUUUGGAGCUGAUUCAUCCUCGGAGAUCGUGUCAGCUGCUGUACGAGUGUGCGCUAUUUAUGUUGGCAGUGGCAUUGUCAAGGAUCUCUAUCAGCUGGGAAGAGUGCUCAAGCUUCUCACUUCUUCUUUGGACAAAGUCAAGAGCGAUAGCGAGUUGACAGGUGUUGGUGAAGUGAAGGAUUUGAGUCCACACGCUUCGGUCAUGGUCAAAUUGGCAGUAUUGAACGCAUGGGCCGAGUUGCAAGUAUCAAGCCAGCGCCAAGAUUACCUUCGACAGAUUUUGCAACCUAAUCUAUCGGCGCUAAGUCCAUUGUGGCUCCGAUCAUUGCAAGAUUAUGCACGCAUUCGAUUGGAAUCUGAUAUUGUGGCAUUGACCAACAGCACUGAGGGUAUUCAAACAUCCACUCCUGGAGGGAUUGAUUCAAUGUAUUCUGCUGCCACUAAGCAAGUGGUUCUUCCUUAUUAUCGUCGCUCGUGGUUGAAGAUCAUGGAAGCAGUUGCAAGUUUGAUUGAGAGUCAAGCGCCUUCGAUGCUUGAUGCCUUGUCCAAUAAUCCUGAUGCCGAGCAAUUGGAUCCAGAGAAACCAUCCAACCUUUUUUGCAUUCUUUUUGGCUUGUGCAUUGAAAGCUUAUCGCGUAUCUCAAGUUCCAGCAGUGGUCGUUCAGACGUAUCCACCAUGACUAUUUGCCUGAAAGCCCUCAAGACUUUUGUACAACCUUCAUUGGCAGGCGAGAAGUUUUUACCAAAGUCGAUCUUUUUGGAAUUGAUGAAUGUGUUUGAUCGAUUGAUCCAAACCGAAGGAUAUCGUGUGCAGCUCAUUAUUAUCGAGAUUAUUCAACGACUCACCAAGAACUAUGGAGCCAGCUACAUUUGUGACGACCUUGACGACGAAUGUGAUAUCGAUCGUACGCUUGAGCCUGGAGCAUUUCCCUCGACAGCCAAAUUGUAUUAUGUACUACGAUUGUUGAUCAACGUGUUUUUGCAAAGUGUACCUUCUUUAUCAAGCAAGCGUGCAUCUAUACGUUCAGAAGGCAAAGACAUCGAACAUGUAGCAGCCGUGCUUGGACCAUGCCUGGAUGAACUCAGCAUGCUGAUUGGUAUAGCACCCUCGAGUUAUAAGAUUGAUCUUUUGGCCAUGAGCUUUUACAUUUUCACAGCUAUGCUGGAAGACGACAAAUUCCAAUCUUUGCUUGCACCACGCGUUCUUGUAGCACUCAAGUCUAUGCUUUUGACUCUGGAAUCAUCAUUGGAUACAGCCGAAACACAUUCGCUCGCACGUGUAACGUGUGCUAUGCUUCAUUCUUUACUUGAUGGUCUUUUUGAAAGCGAGGUCAACAAUGAAGCCAAAAUCAAAAACAAGUUGCUUGCAUCCGUUUUGAUUAUCACAAGUUGCCCUGAAGCCAAUAUGCAUGAUACCGAUGGUCGACAAGUAUUUACCAAGGCGAUGCAAAGAGCACUUUUAUGCGACAAGCAGGAUACCACGAUGACGGCUCAUCAGUGUAUGCGGAUGCUGAUUAUGCUACCAGAAAAGAAAUCCGAUUCACCCUCAUCCGUUGCUCUUGGACGACUUUUGUUGAAUGCUUUGAUUCCCACUGUGGUUGAGCAUCUUCUCUCUUAUGCCAAAUUAUCCGCCAUGGAGCCAUCAAGAACGGAUGAAACGCUACCUUUGUUAGAAGAAGAUAUCAAGACCCUUACAGCACUCGUUUCUUCUGCGACGGUGGAUGAAGACAAGACAGCCUUGUUGAGCAUUGUACUCUCAUCUUUUGCCAGCUUAUUGGAUCCAACCAAUGAAACCACCAUUCAUCGCCUCACUAUGACCCAUAUUCUUACACUGGCUACCAACAUACCACAAGUGUUCCGUGACACAGUAUCCCAAUUACCUGAGAAUGCACGGACCACCUUGGAAACUUCGGUGCGGCAAAGCGUACUUGCAGGUCAACAGCAACGUCAACAACAACUACGACAGCAAGAACUUCAACGCAAUGCACAUGAAGAUGCACGACAACCUACCAUCCAACUAAAGAUGGACUUUAGCAACUUUACUUGA
Lichtheimia ornata is the source of this 6312-nucleotide messenger RNA. RefSeq lists its product as uncharacterized. Bases 1 to 6312 code for a protein of 2103 amino acids. NCBI's taxonomy places the organism in Eukaryota, Fungi, Mucoromycota, Mucoromycetes, Mucorales, Lichtheimiaceae. The record is from RefSeq and is a predicted model, not a curated record. The transcript has 14 exons. Gene Ontology annotation, cellular component: Golgi apparatus; membrane; endocytic vesicle. Gene Ontology annotation, biological process: retrograde transport, endosome to Golgi; endocytosis; intracellular protein localization.